AUGGCAUCAGAAUGUCAAGGUAAGAGUUCAUGGCCGGAGCUCCUUGGAGCACAAGCAAGAGUUGCUAUAGUGACAAUUGAGGCCCAGAAUCGUUAUGUUGACACUCAGGUUGUGUUGGAAGGAACACCUGUGACUAAAGACUUCUCUUGCACUAGGGUUCGUGUUUGGAUUGACAGAAACAGGAUUGUUACUCGGGUCCCUGUAAUUGGUUAA
Molecule: messenger RNA, 213 nt
Organism: Dovyalis caffra
Lineage: Eukaryota; Viridiplantae; Streptophyta; Magnoliopsida; Malpighiales; Salicaceae
Source: the annotation of a GenBank genome assembly